This is a messenger RNA of Staurois parvus, 453 nucleotides long. NCBI's taxonomy places the organism in Eukaryota, Metazoa, Chordata, Amphibia, Anura, Ranidae. The record is from the annotation of a GenBank genome assembly.
ACUCGGUGCCUGCUGUCGUGCCAGAUGACUCAGUGCCCGCUGUCGUGCCAGAUGACUCGGUGCCCGCUGUCGUGCCAGAUGACUCGGUGCCCGCUGUCGUGCCAGAUGACUCGGUGCCCGCUGUCGUGCCAGAUGACUCGGUGCCCGCUGUCGUGCCAGAUGACUCGGUGCCCGCUGUCGUGCCAGAUGACUCGGUGCCCGCUGUCGUGCCAGAUGACUCGGUGCCCGCUGUCGUGCAGAUGACUCGGUGCCCGCUGUCGUGCCAGAUGACUCGGUGCCCGCUGUCGUGCCAGAUGACUCGGUGCCCGCUGUCGUGCCAGUUGACUCGGUGCCCGCUGUCGGGCUUGGUGACUCGGUGCCCGCUGUCGAGCCUGAUGACUCGGUGCCCGCUGUCGUGCCAGAUGACCCCGUGCCCGCUGUCAUGCCAGUUGACCCGGUGCCCGCUGUCGUGCC